Apis cerana (Asiatic honeybee) is the source of this 4819-nucleotide messenger RNA. Its product is annotated as E3 ubiquitin-protein ligase KCMF1. Gene Ontology annotation, molecular function: zinc ion binding. Lineage: Eukaryota; Metazoa; Arthropoda; Insecta; Hymenoptera; Apidae. Gene Ontology annotation, cellular component: plasma membrane. The record is from RefSeq and is a predicted model, not a curated record. Gene Ontology annotation, biological process: synaptic signaling.
UCCCAUUGUAUCUGCUACAUCGAGCGACGUGAAGAGCUAACGCAGUGGCGAGCAGUAAUCAUAUUUCAUAAAUCGUUCGAUCGCGAGACUUCGCGCUAUCGGCGUAUAUGAGAUUUUAAACGGAAAAUGAAUCGACAUGACGGGGUAAGUUGUGACGCCUGCUUAAAGGGGAAUUUUCGGGGUCGCAGAUAUAAGUGCCUCGUAUGCUACGAUUAUGAUUUGUGUGCCAACUGUUACGAAGGAGGUGCCAGUACUACACGUCACCACAGUGAUCAUCCUAUGCAGUGUAUACUUACUAGAUCUGAAUUCGAAUUAUAUUAUGGUGGAGAGGCAGUAAGUGUAGAACAGCCACAAUCUUUAACUUGUCCUUACUGUACAAGAAUGGGUUUCACUGAAGCUACACUACAAGAACAUGUUGCUGCAGAUCAUUCAGAUACUUCAUUUGAAGUUGUUUGCCCAGUGUGUGCAUCUAUUCCAGGAGGAGAUCCUAAUAACGUGACUGAUGAUUUUGCGGGUCAUUUAAGUUUGGAACAUCGUAGUGGACCAAGAGAUUUGAUCUCUUUUCUAGAUGAACCAGCUUCAAGUAGAUAUACUGGUAGACGGAUAACACAUUCAUCUAGAGUUGUUGGUGGGCCACGGCCUCGCAGGUCCAAUAUGCAUUUCAGUUCGUCUGGAGGAUUGAGUCCGAGUAGUCGAGAAGGUAUAGAUCCAAUUACAGAAUUACUUUCUCAAUUAUCCGGUGUUCGUAGAAGUGGUGGAGGAACUGGUCAGAGUUCGUCAGCACCAACGCAAUUACAUCAAUUGCAAAUGCAGCUACAAUUAGAACGACAACAAGUUAGAGCUGCUAGACAACAAUUGGAACGGUUACCUAGGAGGCAGACUCAAGUUCUUGGUUCUGCAAGUUGUGGAGGAAUUAUUAGUGGAAGUGGUCAUUCUACUACUAUGACCAAUGUGGUAGCAAAUAGUACGACUAGUAACAAUAAUACAAAUAAUGUGGCGAACCCGUCCGGCGUAUCAUCUACCAGUUCACAAAACUAUAUGUUUCUAUUGCCAAAAUGUAUUACCAGUUCUCUCUCUGACUCACAGUUGCAAAAUAUUGAACGUGAAAGUGCAAAUAGAAGUCUUUUUACGUGCGAACUUAUUCUUGGAACGCUUUGUCAAACAUUGCCGGAAUUAACACAGGAACAAUCUGUAGCACAAACACCAGUAUCAAGUGCAACUACUGCUACAAAUAGUCCCGAAACACCAAAUGCUAAUUCUUCCACAAUUUCUACAAAGAAAUUAAAUGUAACUCAAGAAGCGAAAAGGGAUCAAACAAUGAAUAAACAUGUAACGCAGACAUCUACGCAACAAUCACAUACUGUUCAGACUACUACUGCUGGUAGUGUAGGGACAGGUCUUCAAAGUCAAGGAUUGCCUCCAAAUUCUAAUAAUCUUGCGUUACAAAAUACACCUAUGGUUCAAACACUGAUGCAUAGUGUAUUACCUGAAUCAUUGGUAUUGCAGGAACCACUGUCACUACCAUAUAGUAGAACUAUCAGAGAACCGAUAGUAACUCCAGCGCCAGCGUACCUUAGAGGUGGAGUUGGUCCAGUUGGCGUAACAGGUCCUUCACGUAGGAAGCCGGUUAGAGCUGUAGAUGGCAGAAACCAAUCUACGGAACCUCCGCCCCCACACUAACCCUUCCUUAGCCCGUACCCAUCCACCCUGAUUCCUCACAGGACCCUCUAGCACUAGUCCUAGCACUGUUUAGAACACCUCAUCAUUAUUGUUAUUAUUAUAAUAUUAUAUAUUAAUAAUUAUUCAAAUGCCCUCCUCCUCACCCUCCCUAUCUUAUCACUUCUCAAAACUCUAAUCUCGCCAUCUUUUGUCGUUAUGUGACAUGGAACAAGGGCAAGGGCUGAUUCGCCGACAUAUGCAAAUAAUGUAAAUAACUCACUUCUUGCAGUCAUAUACACUCCUCGCUAGAGGUUGAAAACGGUUAUAAUAUGAGUUCGGAUUCUCAAAACAGUUGUAAGAACCGACAUAAUGUAACAGUUGUAGGUGAAGAAAGUUCUGAGGGUGCAGGGCCUAUAUCGGUUAUGGAUACAUUUCUGGAAUUUGUUAUGUUUUAUAAAUCAGUUAUGUAUCAAUUCUGUACGUUUCUAAAAAUACAUUAAUUAUAUAUCAAUUUUGAAUUGAUUGAACAUUAAUUUAGCACUAAUUUAAGAUAUUAUUAACACUAACAUUAUUAAUUUUUAUAAUAUAUCAGUUAAAUAUUAAUUUUAUAACAAUUAUAAUUAUUGAUUAUUUAUCCUUUUAACAAAAUGAUAUAGAAUAUUUUUUAUAUAAAAAUAUUUAUUUCUAUAGAUUUCAAAUCAAAACUGUCCAUCAAUUGCUCAAGAAUAUAUCUGUACUUUACUUUUAUUUUAACAGUUAUUCUUCAGAAUUUGUUUACAAUACAUUUUUUUAUUAUUAAAUUUCUUUAUUUGCAAAUCAAAAUUUGUUCUCAUAUCUUGUUCCAUAUAAAAAAAAUGAAUUGAAAAAUAAAAUGAUAGGAAUCUAAUUUUUACAAAAUCGAUAUAAUAAAAGAGUGCAACAUUAUAAUCAGAACCGAUAAAAAUCAGAACUUUUUUUUAUCUAUAAUAAUUUUAAUAUUAUUUUGGUUCUUUAUAAUUGUUUAAUUAGAAUCUUUAUAACAUUUAUUAACCGUUAUUUAUGGAACUUUCUCAAUCUCUGCUCCUCGUACACGCUCUUCAGCGAGUCUUGCCACGUUCUACAUCGAUAUUAUAUCCACUUACAAUAACUUAAUCGAGGCUAGAGACGGGCAGGUAAAAAUAAUAAUAAUAUAAUUAUAUUAGCGUUUUAUGUUUGGUGGUUGUAUGGGUUUGUUAGAACAGAAUUAGAUUGAUAAAAUACUCAGUUUUAUUUAACACAUAAAACCUCGGGAAUGUAGAAACUUUAACAAUUCACAAGACGCACUGCCCGUCAUACGCACCAGUUUAAUUGUGUUUAAUUUAAACUGGUAAAAUUUUUUUGGUCGUCGAAUAUUAAAUACAUUUCUUAAAAAUUAGUUAUUAUUGUCAUAUAUAUCUUUGAAAUAUGUUUAAUGAUAAAAGAUUUAUAAAUUUAUCUGGGUUGGUCCGUUUACAUUUACGUAUCUUAAUCAUUAGACAAUUAUUUUAAAAAAAAGUAUUAAUAAUUUUAAUCUAUAAUUUAUGGUAUCAUAAAAGUUUAUAUGCAUUAACGUUUUGUUAAAAAAGUUUUAAGUAACCAAUUAUCGAGGUUUAAAUUAUUUCAAAAUUAAUAAUUAAAGUAAAAAUUAGUUAGCGGACCAUUCCUUAAUAUAUUUCAAUUGCUCAGAAAUUAAAAUUUUAAAAUGGAGGGAUUAAACUGGGUGCUAAAAUGUUAAUUAAAUAAAUCUUGAAUCAUUUUUUCUAUUAAAAUCAAUCGUAUUUAUUUAUAGUAUUUGUUAUGAACUUUUUUUUUUCGUUACUGUUUUGAAUUUCUCCAUACAUUGCACUAAACAUGUUUUAAAAAUAUUAUAUGAAUUUUUUUUAAAUGUUCAUUUAUGUAUCUAUAAUCGCUCCAUUUUAUAAUGUGAAACGAAAUAAUAUUUGUAUGUGUGUUCGCUUUUUUUUUCGAUAAUAGAUUAUUGAUUUGGUAUAUAUGAGAAUUAUACGAUGUAUCGAAGAAAAAUUGAGGAAUGUUUGUAUUCUGUUUCUUCGAAUUGAAAGAUGCUAAAAGUAUAGUUAAUAUUUCUUUUACAUAGAAUUUAAUGGAAAAUAAUGCAUGUACGUAAUAUGUGCGUAUGACGCACGCAAAUGCAUUCGAAACUUGUGAAGAUUCUACUGAAAGUAGAACCUGAAAACGCUCGUACAAACGAGCAAUAAUUAUUUUUCAAUUAUGUUUAACUCUUACUGCUCCCUCCUUCCCCUUUUUUUUUUUAAUUUUUGCCUAUAUUUCUCGUUUAUCAUUUAUGUACAUUUCAUAUUGUAAUUAAUUUCCCUUGUAUUACUUUCUGAUCUUAUGUUAUUUGAUUUGUGGGUGUAUCUGCAAGAUGUGGAUGAAAAUGAAGUAAAAUUAUACAUAUACAUAUAUACAUAUAAACUUGUAAAAAGUUAUGCAAAAUAUGUAGCGUGUGAUUUAAUUUUUUUGUCUUAUGCUUUCGCGUGUUCUGGCAUUCUCGAUGGUAAAUUCAAAACCGAGUUACUUAUGACAUUACAAAUAACCAAAGGUAUUAAAAAUAUCAUACGUUUCGUUCUUUUUUAUUUUCCUUGAAUCUUUCAUUCAAUUAUAAUUUUAUAUUUUCAUUUAAAUAUAUUAUCCGCUUCACGCACCUAUUUUCAGAUAUUUCUAAUAACUUCUCGUAUUUCUCUUGUGAUGUAUGAGUUGGAAACAAUAUAUAAAAUAGUGAAGCAACGAUAUGUAAAAAAAAAGUAUACUAAUUGCCUUAACGCGAAAUGCCUGAAAAGAGAAAAGUCCAGUCUUUUAUGGAAUGUAUGGUUAAUCAAAAGAAUCCUUUGCACGUGAUACUUAAAUAAAAGUGAUGCUGUAUACUUAUCCAAAGUGAAUAAAUAUGUGCAUAUCCACAAUUGAAAGAUACGAAUAAAAAGAAUAAAAAAUGAAUUUCUCAUUGAUGUGCACACUUCGAUGACUGAUAAACUAGUUAUUUUUCAAAUUUUACACGAAUUCAUAAGCGUAUAAUCUCAGAACGAAGCAAGACUCCAAACACAGUUUAAUACAGAAAAUUAAUUACAUCAAUUAAAGGAAGGAAAGAAAGAAAGAAAUAAUUAACAUGAUUUGCUAUGUAUUAAAUAAGUUCAUAUAAAGUCGAAAA